Linum trigynum is the source of this 4087-nucleotide messenger RNA. The record is from the annotation of a GenBank genome assembly. NCBI's taxonomy places the organism in Eukaryota, Viridiplantae, Streptophyta, Magnoliopsida, Malpighiales, Linaceae.
AAGGCUCGAAAUUGUUCAAAGGUUAAGGAAAAUAAAAUAUUAAGCUUCAGAUUGAGUUUAUUUAACAAUUAGUUCACAUUCACAAUCAUAUACCAGAAUUUUUAAAGUUAUUUUACGUUUCAAUUGUAUUCCAGCAAUCUGUCAAAGUUUAUCAGCACUAUAUUCCACUGAAAGAGGUAAAAAAAAAAUGGGUCCAAGAUGGAAUUUUGAAACAUACGUAUACUUAUACUGAUUCGGAUUCUGAGAUUCCAAAUACAUCACUACAUACAAAAAAUCAAUAAGAUAAGAUAAACUCUGAAGAAUGAAUAAGUUGUACAUCUAAAAAUAUUAGGUGCAUAAGAAAGAAAAUCGACAAUAUAAUACUCCUCGAUACGAGAAUCACGAACAAAAGAUAGCGUAGAUAAUUAUAAGGCAACAAAGAAAGAGAAGAUUGGCGGAAUUUUGUGCCUAGGUAGUUGUUCACACAAUGGAAUCAAAUCAAUGACAUGGGGAUCAUGUGGCUGCAAAAGAUCUAUUAAACUAACCUACAAAACAAAUCCAUUGUUAGCUAAUCAUAUCUCACAUUUAUUUCCACAAUACAUAAUAAAAACAACACUCAUUUCCCAUUUUGCUCCUCGUUUCCAGGAGCUCGUCGCCAUUAAUGUCUAUAUAAGCUAAAGCACCAACAGUAAUGGAAGCUCAUCCCCUAAAAGACCAAACCCCAGUCGAGUGCAGAAAGCCAAAAAAAAGAGUUGCAGAAAACAUGGCUGGUAGUAUCGAUGAAGAAAGCCAGUGCUGCUGCAACAACAACAACAAUGGAGUCCUGCCAUUUUCCUCCACACCAAUGCAAGUCUCCUUUUACUUCACUUAACUUGCUUUUUUUUCCAUUUUUGCCUUCUUCUCUCUAGAAUCAAUCUAAACGAGUUCUCUCUGCCGUGUAAUUUGCAGGCCGCUACUGAAAUCAGAGAAAGAGGAGAAGAAGCAGCUUGAUCAAGCCAUGUCACUCCAGUCCUUUCUUGGGCUGCAAGAUCUCUUCUCGCAAAAUGUACGAAAUUGUGGUUUGGUUAACUUGAAUUGUUUUGAGAGUUUAGAUGGACGGUUAUAAUAGAAUGCACGUAUUCGUUAAAAUAACUAUAUACGCAAUUGGAUUAGCUACGUGCUAUAAUAUCCUUUUUAGUGAUCACAUAACACGUUGUUCCUUCCUAGUGAUGGCAAUGGGGCGGGGCGGGUACCUCAAUUUCCAUGCCCCGUCCCACGCUACUACGGGGCGGGGCGGGUAAAACUCGUGCGGGUACGGGGCGGGGCGGGUCGAUCCAGUCUUACAUGUUAUUCGAAAAAACAAGUAAAUUUUACUUUUUACGAUAAAACGAAGGGUAAAACACUUUAAGAAUGAAAAAUAGUGAUAAUAGAAUGGGUAAUUGAGUCUAACAAGUUGAAAGAGCGACCCUAACUAGUUGAAGAAAAGUCAAAAUAGGAGAAAUAUGUAUAGAAAUGGUAAGAAAUUGAGAUAAAAUGAGUCUAGAACGGAGCGGGGCAGGACGGGUCGAAAGUAGAUACCCAUGCCCCGCCCCAUCCCGAAUCAGAUCGGGUAAUACCCACGAAGCGGGUUGAAAUUGUCAUCCCUAUUCCUUCCGUCUAUAACCAACAUUUUUUUUUAACUGAUUUAGAUUUGGAGGGCAGCGGUGGCAGAGCUCAUCGGAACGGCGGCGUUUGUCUUCUGCAUCGACGUCAUCGUGAUUUCAUCUCUUGAAUCACAAGCCACCAUGCCGAACCUCGUCCUCGCCUGCCUCAUCGCCGUCAUCGUCCCGAUCCUCGUCAUCGCCACGUUCCCGAUCUCCGGCGGCCACGUCAACCCGCUCGUCACGUUCUGCGCCUUCCUAUUGGGCCUGGUCUCGCUCUCCAAGGCCCUGAUCUACAUUCUGGCCCAAUGCCUGGGGGCCAUUCUGGGCGCUCUGGCCCUCAAGGCCGUGGUCAGCAGCGCGAUCGAGAGCAAAUUCUCGCUGGGUGGGUGCACGGUCACUGUCGUCGCGCCUGGGCCCAAUGGGCCGAUUAUCACUGGGCUUGGGACUGGCCAGGCCCUCUGGCUGGAGAUCAUUUGUGGGUUUGUUUUCUUGUUUGCUUCGGUGUGGAUGGCUUUCGACGGGCGGCAGGUUAGGGCUUUGGGCCGGGUGACGGUGUGUGUGAUUAUUGGGAUCGUUUUGGGGGUGCUGGUUUUCGCUUCGACGACGGUGACGGCGGCGAGAGGGUACGGCGGGGCUGGGUUUAAUCCGGCGAGGUGUUUGGGCCCGGCGGUUGUGAGAGGUGGGCAUUUAUGGGAUGGGCAUUGGGUGUUUUGGGUUGGGCCGGGGGUUGCUUCGGUGGCGUUUGUUUUGUACGUCAAGGUCAUUCCCCGGGAGCAUUUCCAUGAAAUAGAGCGAGUGAGCAAGUGAGGGAAAGACAGAGAGACAAGCAAAUCGAGGUUGAAAAUUUGUUUACUUUAAAAUUAAUGUAUUUUUUCUUAUGGUAAGUCACAAAUGGAAAGUGAGAGAAUCUUGUUUAUAUUUUAUAUAUGUAAGAUGUAUUUUGGAAAUUAUUGUUGGAUUCCUUUCAUUUGUGAAAUAAUUUCUACAGGUGAAAAAUACAGGUAGGGAUGGCAAAUUACCCAUCCAUGGGUAAUUAUACCCAAACCCAAGUAGACUCAUUGAUAAUGGGUUGGGUAUGGGUGAAGUGCAUAUGGAUUUGGGGGUUUAUAGAUGGGUUUGGGUAAGGUAUGAAUAUUGCUUCCAUAAUCUAAAUGGGUAUGGGUUGGAUAUGGAUAUCCAUUUACUUGAGGGUGUUUUAACUACACAUGCAAAAAUUGGCCCUAUUUGUAAAACUUGAAACGUUUAGGUACCAAAAUAUAAGACCAAAAAAAUUUAGGUACCAACCCAAAUUCAUUUGAUAUAAACUCAACUCAACCCAAAGUAAAUGGGUAUGGGUACAAACCCAUUAAACUCUACCCAUAUCCAUCUAUUUGGAUUUCAUACCCAAUUGGGUUGGAUAGUAAGAAACCCAUGGGUAUGGGCAAAGUUGUCAUCCCUAAAUACAGGCGUGAUUAGGAGUGGCCAACGAUUCGGUUUGCACUUGACACAGAGAAUUGUACCGAAUUGAUAUUUGGGCUGAAUCGGAUCAGAUCGAAUAUAUUUCGAUUCGAUUUUGAUCUUAUGAAUUAUUUUUAAGUAUGAAAAAAAAUAUCGAAAUUGAAUUAGGACAAGACCAAAUCGAACUAAAUGAACCAACCGUGCUUUUUGGUCCGGUAAUGGUCCUCGUUUUUUUCUUUACUCUUUGUCUUGUCCUAUCUCAAUUUGAUCUAGUUCUGGAGUGAAUCGAUCGAUACCCACCCUUGGAGGUGAUACAUUAGAGAGAUUUUCAAAAUACUUCCUACUUUCUAAAAUAUUUGAAUUGGAUGAACUAUUUUUCAUUGCACUCUCGUCGAAAUGUCGUGAUAAAAUUCGAUUGCGUUUAUUCAAAUUUCAUGUAUCGAAGUCUUGCUUUUCAAUCAAUUGUCAGAUAAGAAAUUUGUUGGUUAUCGCAUUUAUUAUCAAACUCAUCACGACCAUAAAUUUGAACCACCUUCUCCAAUAAUCACGAUGAUGAAUCGCUCAAAUGGCCGGUUGUGGUUUUUGCUCAUUUCACCCCCAUAACUUUGGCCUUCAUAAAUGUUGAAUGGGAGAAGUCAUUGUGAGAGUAGUACUAUUAAUUGUGUAUUAUAUAAAGUCCGUAUUGAAAUUGUUUGAUAUCAAAUCUAAUAAUUAUUAACUCAAAUUAUGUCUGCUAAUGAUACUUGGUGAAUGGGACGUGUCACUUCAUUCGUAGACAUAUUAAGCCAUAGGUGAAGAAAUUUGACUUAUUGCCAGAAUAGAGUGGGCCUGCUCUCUCCCUUGGGCCCAAUGAAGCAAUCAUCAUUUACUUUAUCUGUCGGGCCAACAAUCAGCCCCCUCCUCUGGCCCGCGCUGUAAAGUUGUGAGCUAUGAACUUGUAUUUUAUCACUAAUUGAUCUCAUGUUUAUAUAAGAUGUUGGUAUAAUAUAAUUUAGUUCAUAGUUUUUAACUAAUUCAUAUUAUUUAGUAACUAAACAUUAUAUAAUACG